AAACACCCGCCACUCACACGCAAUCGUUCCCGCCCAUAUUUACAUAAGAGUGUCAUGGUGUUAUCUUGGACUUCUUCUUUCUCUCUCUUUCUCUAAAAGGCUUUAAAGAUGGCGAUUUCUGCAACUGCUAUACUCCACCGGGAUUUGCCAUUAGCUUCUCUAUCAUCCUCUCCGUCUUCUUUCUCAUUUCCUUCUUGUUCUGAUACUAUCAAUUCAACUUCACCUUCUUCUCUCCAAUUGCCAGUCUCUCAUUCCUUUUUGCAACUUCAUUCUGGGUUUUCUCAGAGAAUAUGCCCUAAGUCUCAGAGACAGGGGUUGGUGAAUUGUUCACUAAAAGAGCCUCUGAAAGUUAUGAUCAGUGGUGCUCCUUCUUCAGGGAAAGGGACCCAGUGCGAAUUAAUUGUAAAGAAGUUUGGGUUGGUGCAUGUGUCGACUGGAGAUCUUUUGAGAGCUGAAGUAUCUGCUGGAUCAGAAAUCGGGGGAAAGGCAAAAGAGUACAUGGAAAAUGGGCUUCUUGUUCCUGAUGAAAUUGUGACAAAGAUAUUGAAGUCUCGCCUGUCGCAACAAGAUGUGAGGGAGAAUGGGUGGCUUCUUGAUGGUUAUCCCCGAAACCUUUCUCAAGCACAAAGCCUAGAAAACAUGAAGAUUAGGCCUGAUAUAUGUCUCAUGCUAGAUGUUCCUGAUGACAUCCUCAUUGAGAGAUGUAUUGGACGGAGGAUGGAUCCAGUUACGGGGAAAAUUUACCAUCUCAAAUAUUUUCCUCCGGAGAUGGCAGAAAUUUAUGAUCGACUUAUUGCUCGCCCAGAUGACACAGAAGAUAAAGUAAAGUCACGCUUGGAAACAUACAAGAAAAAUGUUGAAGCUAUCUCCAAGACAUAUAUGGAUGUAUUGCACAAGAUUGAUGGAAAUCACCCUAGAGACAUGGUUUUUCGUCAAAUUGAAUCCUUACUACAAGUGCAAAGCGAUAAAUUGGAGACAAGGACUUCGGACGGUUCAAGGACUUGUAUCCUUGAUGAGAAUGCCAGCCCAAGCAUGACAUCUGCAAGGAAGGAUAAGUGGAGAGGGAUUCCAACUCGGCUGAAUAAUAUUCCUCAUUCUCGAGAAAUAAGGGAAUAUUUUUAUGAAGACGUGUUACAAGCUAUUCAAAGGGCUUUAGAAAAUGGAAGAAUAAGAUUGAAGGUGGAGAAUAAUAUUCCAGAGCUAAACCCAGAAAUGGAUGUUUACAGAAUUGGCACGCUAAUGGAACUAGUCCGAACUCUUGCGCUCUCAUUUGCUGAUGAUGGAAAGCGUGUAAAGGUUUGUGUUCAAGGUUCCAUGGGUGAAGGUGCUCUUUCUGGGAUGCCUUUGCAACUUGCUGGAACUCGAAAGAUCUUGGAGUUCAUGGAUUGGGGUGAACAUGGCGCACUAGGAAGCUUUGUCAGUAUUGGAUCUAUAGGUGCCAAAGACGUCAAUGAGCAAGAUGAUAUAUUCAUUUUAGUUUCUCCACAGAAUGCUGUUGGUAACUGUAUAAUUGAUGAUCUAAAAGCUAUGACUGAUGCUGCUGGUAACCGCCCUGUUAUACUUGUCAAUCCCCGUCUUAAGGAUUUACCCAGUUCAAGUGGCAUAAUGCAAGCAAUGGGAAGAGACAAGAGAUUGAAAUAUGCAGCUUCUUUCGAAAAUGGUUAUUUCUUCCGGCUCCUGUAUUAUGCUGGCACACAGUAUCCAAUAAUGGGUGCUCUAAGGAUGUCCUACCCAUACGGGUACGAACUAUAUAAAAGAGUCAAUGAGCCAUCUGGGAAGGAAAAAUAUGUCAUCAUCGCCACAUUCCCUGAGAAACCAACAUCAGAAGAAAUUAAUGAUGCUUUUGAAGGAAAGCCAAGAAACAAUGAAAGAUCAUCUGCUGGAAUUUUCGGGUUUCUUAAGAGCAUAUUUUGAACCAAUGGAUAGGAAGGUUGAGAUUAUCCUUGAAGGGAACUUGUUAUUUCUACUAAGAGGCAAAAAGUAGGGAAGUGAUUUUCUUGCUUGGAAUUAUUGUUUUCGUAUAGUAUCACUACUUUUUUUAAUCUGUGUGCCUUGUCAAUAAAAAUUUGCUUUAAUUCAA
Molecule: messenger RNA, 2080 nt
Organism: Amborella trichopoda
Lineage: Eukaryota; Viridiplantae; Streptophyta; Magnoliopsida; Amborellales; Amborellaceae
Product: adenylate kinase family protein
Biological process (GO): nucleobase-containing compound metabolic process
Molecular function (GO): ATP binding; AMP kinase activity
Source: RefSeq, a predicted model, not a curated record